Messenger RNA from Gryllus bimaculatus (two-spotted cricket), 1481 nucleotides. Lineage: Eukaryota; Metazoa; Arthropoda; Insecta; Orthoptera; Gryllidae. The record is from the annotation of a GenBank genome assembly.
ACCAUAGAUGGCAGUAGUGUACAUAAACACUGUUCAAUGUACUUUUACAAAAUAAAGCUCUGCCGGUCAGAUAAUGUUUUGUGUUUGUUAACAGAAUAUAUCUGAUUUUACGCUGUUGGUGAAGGUGAAACCUCUGUCUCAAAUGUAAAAAUGGAUUAUGAUGAUGUAUUCGUCUUGGAUAAUGGGGCGUGUACUGCGAAAGCUGGUUUUGCAUCAUCAGAUGACGCCAGAAUAAUUCCAAACUGUAUUAUGAAAGCAAAAAGCGAAAGAAGAAGACCUUUCAUCGGAGAUCAAGUAGAGGAGUGUAGGGAUGCAUCAGGUUUAUUUUACAUCUUGCCCUUUCAAAAGGGUUACUUAAUUAAUUGGGAUGUUCAGAAAAAUAUCUGGGACUACAUUUUUAGUGCUGAAUGUUUACCUGUCAACUUCCCAGAAACUCCUGUUGUUAUUACUGAGCCAUAUUUUAACUUUAACUCCUGUAAGGAAGCAAUGACAGAAAUCUUUUUUGAAGAAUAUGACUGCCACUCUCUUUUGAGAAUAAAUGCUGGAGACCUGUCCAGUUAUCAUUAUUUCAAUACAAACCAAAAUUCAUUGUGCUGCUUAUUAGUAGAUGUUGGUUAUAGUUUUACACACAUUGUCCCUUAUAUCAAAGGUAAAAAACUGAAAAAUGGUAUUAGGAGAAUAGAUAUAGGUGGCAAAGUUCUUACCAAUCACCUCAAAGAAAUUACUUCAUAUAGGCAACUCCAUGUAAUGGAUGAAACGUAUGUUAUGAAUCAAGUUAAAGAAGAUGCAUGUUUUGUCUCUCUUGAUUUCUACAAAGACAUGAAAAUAGCACAAAAGAGAGGUAAAGAAAACACUAUUGUACGGGACUAUGUAUUGCCAGAUUAUACUUCCAUCCGACGUGGCUAUGUGAAAGACCCAGCUGUUGCUCCGAGUGGGGAAGAGGGAGACCAGCAAACACUUCGGCUCAAUAAUGAGCGUUUCACUGUGCCUGAAUUGCUUUUUAACCCAUCUGAUGUGGGUAUCACACAAAUGGGCAUUGUGGAAGCCAUUGUGGACUCCUUGUCUGUCUGUCCUGCUGAGACUCAUCCUCAUCUGUAUCGCAACAUCAUGUUGGUGGGUGGCUCCACGUUGUUUCCUGGUUUUAGAGAUCGAGUGUGUAAGGAGGUUCGCACCUUGGCCCCAUGUGAUUUUGAUGUGAAUGUCACCCUGGCAAAAAAUCCAAUAACAUACAGCUGGAAUGGUGGUCGGCUUCUGACACAGGACCCAGAAUUCAGUUCCCGAUUGGUUUCAAAAGAUGAAUAUGAAGAUCAUGGCUACAAUAUCUGUUUAGAUCGCUUUGAUGUGUAAGACUAAUAGAAUCUCAUCUGCAUUCUUCCAAGAUAAGCGAGAGACAUUCUAUUACAUUGUAAAUAGAUAUUUUUUAUGAGAAAGCAAAAAUCUUGUAUUUGUAAGAUAAAUAAAUAUAUAUAUCUGUAUUUAUG